UUGGUGUGAUUAGUGAAUAUUUUCUGGUCAAAUCUCCAAAUUAGUUUCUUUCCAAACUUUGUUUUUCUCUUCUGUGAUUUUCAAUGAAAUCAUUUUAUUUAGUGUGUUUUAAUGCAGUUUACUUUUAUAAUUCAAUACAUUUUUUAUCAUCAGUUCAAUGAUUUCUGACAGAAAAAAUGUUUUUCAUGAUUCUUUCUGUGUUUCAGGUCACAUUGAGUUCAGCCUGCUUAAUAAUUAAUGAGCACAGCUGAGAUGCCGUAUUAUUGAUGAGGUUAGACUCCUCCCCCAACAGUCCCACCUGACUGAUUUACAGGUUCAGUGAUUCACAACAAACAAUCUGUUGUCUUACUGAGAGAGUUUAACUGUAAAGAUGUAAACAGCUCAUGAAUAUUUAAUGACUCUGAGCAGCUUCAUCAGCUCUCUGACGCCUUUUUAUCCUCUUUAAGCUCCAUGUUUUGGUUUUCCGGCACACUUCCUGUCCGGUUCAGUCUCAGUGUUUCUGCUGAUGAAGCUUCUGAACAGUACAGACAGCAGGCGGACAGUCAGAGAGCAGCAGGUGAACAUGGCGGAUGAUCAGCAGCUACAGAAACAGAAGUUUCAGAGCGAGAAGAGAGAAUUCAGGACACAAACACAAAGAACACAUGAACGUCACGUUGAUCUGUGUCUGCUGGAGGUGAAAGCAGGCAGCUGGUUGCUAACAUGUUAGCAUCAGCAACAAGAUGGUCAGAAGAUGAGAUGGUCUUCUUUAACACAGAAACGCCCACAGAGAAACAACCCAAAGCUCAGAGCACAUCAGCCAAUCAGCAGCCAGUCAGCAGCUGAGCAGUCAGACUGAAGUAUGGAGACGAACUGGUCGAACCAGAAACCAGAAACAAGUUCAGGUGGAUCAGAAUGUCGAGUCCUUUCACACACAGAGAGACGGACACAGAUUACAGACGGAGGAAACAGGCUGGAUUUAAAGUUUUUAAAGUGUUUGUUGUGUUUUCAAAGAAGAAUGCAGCUGAGAACAGCGAGCAUCUGACUGACACGAGCUGACUGAUCGACUCCAACUGAAACCACAUCAUCAGAUUCAUUUCAACAGGCCUGAACACGAGCCGAGAGCCGCAGAGACACACGGUUCUCUCUGAAGUCUCCAAGAAGAUCAAGUGAAGCUUCAAAAUGUAACAUUGCAAAUAAUAAUAAUAAUAAUCAACAAAACUCGGCUGAGCGUCACAGAAAACAGACAGAACAUGAGUCUUGAUAAAGAACCUGAAAUACGUCUCCAAGAGGACGACGACACGAGAGAAUCAAACUCCGGUGAGCGAAAAGACGACAACAUGAGGAGGAAGGAUCCUCUCAAGACAGAUCAGAGGGAGAAAAGGACCACGAACCCGCUGAGUCUCCUCAAGGAGGACUUGAGCCAGUUUACAGAGGAAGUGUUGAAAAUGUUCAAGGACAAAGACACAAAGUCAGAGUGUGAAGACCGGCCAUCGAGUCAGACGAUCAGUAAACCUGCCAGCAGCACACUCGACCUUCUGAAGGAGGACUUGAGCCAGUUUAAAGAAGACGUGAGCAGCAUCUUCAGCAUCGGUUCAUUCAAGGACAAAGAGAUGAAGACGGAGGGUGAGGACCGGCCGACAGCUCCGGCAGAAAAUAAAGCUGCCAGCAGCACACUCGACCUUCUGAAGGAGGACUUGAGCCAGCUGAAAGAAGACGUGAGCAGCGUCUUUGGCUUCACUUUGUUAAAGGACAAAGAGACAAAGUCCACAGAGAAGACAAUCAACCGUCUCUCUAACGUCUUCAGAAUCGGUCUUUCAAAGGAGAGAGACCCUCCGAAGGACGACCCAUCAAACAGCUUCAAGAUAAAAGACUCCAGAUCUGAACGGCCUCUGAAGAGUCUGUUCAGAACAGACCUCCAGACUUCCCCACCAGCAGACGACAGUCUGGAAGUUCAAAAGACAAGUCUAGAGACACCUGAGGAACAAGUGGACGAUGGUGUUAGAGGAAACCCCUCAGAGAAGAAUGAAGAGACGGAGAAAAUCCGUCAUAACAUGCAAGAGCAGCUGAGUGUAGAUCUCAGUGUCUGUGAGGAGAAAACUGGGCGGACGGGACGCUCUGAAGCAGCAAGUGAGGAGGAGGUGACACCUGCAACACAGGCAGCUGAACAGAGACGUGACGGUAAAGAGCUCCCUGACCACUCUGAGUCAGAGGAAGACGAGACAACCACAGAGGAAGAGGAGGAGGAGGAAGAAGAAGGAGAAGAAGGAGAAGGAGAAGAAGAAGAAGAAGAAGAAGUAGAAGUAGAGGUAGAAGUAGAAGAGACUGGUCCCUGGGCGUCUCUGUCCUCUGGCCUCGGCCUCAUCAGUCUGACUGACCCAAACAAAGACGACUCGAGCGUUCGGACUGGAGACGAGUGGUCGGUGAAAAACUUCGCCUGCUAUCUGACCCUCGACCCCAACACCGCCAACUCAGAGCUGCGUCUGACUGACUGCAACAGGAGAGCGACUCGAGUCUGGUCGGACCAUCACCCCUCGGAGCACCCGGACCGGUUCACGUGCUGCUCUCAGGUCCUGUGCAGGGAGGGGCUGCUGGACUCGGUGUACUGGGAGGUGGAGUGGACCGGCGGCGCCGACAUAGGCGUCUGCUACAACAACAUCUCAAGAGGCGGAGACACGGCGAGCUGCCUGCUGGGACACAACGAGCGGUCGUGGAGUCUGGAGUGUUCAGAGGGAAGCUACACGCCGUGUCACCAGAACAAGAGGUUCAGAUCCUCCUCACCACGACCCUUCAGCCACAGAGUGGGAGUCUACCUGGACUGGUCUACAGGCUCUCUGUCUUUCUACUGCGUCUCUCAGGACGCCAUGGUCCACCUUCACACCUUCUCCUCCACCUUCACUGAGCCACUCUACCCGGCGUUCUGGGUCUGGGCCUACGACGGCUCGGUGUCGCUGUGUCAGGUGGAGUUAGACUGGGAGCGACUGCUGCAGUGAUGCUGCCUGCAGCUCACAGAGGAGCAGAGUCAAGCACACUGACUGACAGAGCCUAAUCCUAAUCCUAAUCCUAACACUAACACGAGAAGUUACAGACGCUUCCUGAAGUCAGGCAUGAACAUGAAGAAGUUCGCUUGACAGUCAGAAUGGAACAGAAACUAAUUCAAACACUGGUCAGUAACAGCUGUGGCUGUCAGGUCCUGUCACUGUUUACGUGCUGAAACAUUUGUGUUGAAAAAGAUUGUUGAAAAUCUCAGAGUUGAUCCUGAGGGAGCGCUGACAGACGGCUGACGACCGAAGCAACUGGACUUAAACACGUCACAUUAAACUAUGGUUUCAUCCGUCGACACCAACAGACCACGACUGGAGCAGAACCACACCAGCUUGUUCCCAUCAGUCAUCACAAAUCAUCAGCUAUGAUCCACACUAACACUCACACACACACACACACACACACACACACACACACACACACACACACACCUGCCCACCUUAAGAGUCCAACAGACUCUGAAACUGAAACACUGAACUUCCAGCAGCGGAUCAGUUCUGAUGUCAGGAAUCAAACAUUUAUGAAACUGUUAUAAUAAAAAAUCAGACGAGUCUGCUGUUGUCUCUGCGCUCUGUGUGUGUGUGUGUGUGUGU
Acanthopagrus latus (yellowfin seabream) is the source of this 3614-nucleotide messenger RNA. RefSeq names its product E3 ubiquitin-protein ligase TRIM39-like. The coding region runs from base 1230 to 2969 and encodes 579 amino acids. Lineage: Eukaryota; Metazoa; Chordata; Actinopteri; Spariformes; Sparidae. Gene Ontology annotation, molecular function: protein binding. The transcript is spliced from 5 exons. The record is from RefSeq and is a predicted model, not a curated record.